AUGGCCAUGGUGGCCGGCGCUUGGGGCGAGCCGAACGGUGGCGGAGCCGGUGGCACCGGGGGCGGCGGCGGCGGCGGCGCGGAGGAGGCGGCGUCCCCCGGCGGCGGCGGCAGCGACGCGGAGCACGGCGAGGAGGAGCGGCCCGGGGCCGGCGCGGACUGCGUGGUGUGCGGGGACAAAUCCAGCGGGAAGCACUACGGCGUGUUCACCUGCGAGGGCUGCAAGAGCUUCUUCAAGCGCAGCAUCCGCAGGAACCUCAGCUACACCUGCAGGUCCAACCGGGACUGCCAGAUUGACCAACACCACCGGAACCAGUGCCAGUACUGCCGCCUCAAGAAGUGCUUCCGAGUGGGCAUGAGGAAGGAAGCUGUGCAGCGGGGCCGAAUCCCCCCCAGCCACUCCAGCAGCAGCCCCAACCCCCUCCCAGCCGGCGACUUCUUCAACGGGCAGCCGGUGUCGGAGCUGAUCUCACAGCUGCUGCGCGCCGAGCCCUACCCGGCGGCGCGCUACGGCUCGCAGUACGCGCAGCAGCAGCAGCCGCCGGGCAGCGUCAUGGGCAUCGACAACAUCUGCGAGCUGGCCGCCCGCCUGCUCUUCAGCACGGUGGAGUGGGCGCGAAACAUCCCCUUCUUCCCCGAGCUGCCCGUGUCCGACCAGGUGGCCCUGCUGCGGCUGAGCUGGAGCGAGCUGUUCGUGCUGAACGCGGCGCAGUCGGCGCUGCCGCUGCACAUGGCGCCGCUGCUGGCAGCCGCCGGCUUCCACGCCUCGCCCAUGUCGGCAGAGAGGGUGGUGGCCUUCAUGGAUCAGAUCCGGGUCUUCCAGGAGCAGGUGGAAAAGCUCAACCGGCUGCAGGUGGACUCGGCUGAGUACAGCUGCCUCAAGGCCAUCGCGCUCUUUACGCCUGAUGCCUGCGGGCUGUCGGACCCGGCGCACGUGGAGACGCUGCAGGAGAAGGCGCAGGUGGCGCUGACCGAGUAUGAGCGCUCGCAGUUCCCGUCGCAGCCGCAGCGCUUCGGGCGGCUCCUGCUGCGGCUGCCCGCGCUGCGCGCCGUGCCCGCCGCCCUCAUCUCACAGCUCUUCUUCAUGCGCCUGGUGGGCAAGACGCCCAUCGAGACCCUGAUCCGCGACAUGCUGCUGUCCGGCAGCACCUUCAACUGGCCCUACGGCGCCGGGCAGUAGGGACGGAUGGACGCAUGGACACACAGACGGAUGGCAGGAUGGAUGGAUGGACGCAUGGACAGAUGGGCAGUGGGACGGAUGGAUGGACAGUGGGACGGAUGGACAGUGCGACAAGUCGGACAGAUGGACAGAUGGACAGCGGGAUGGGCCGGAGAACAAGAUGGACCCGAAAAUGGGAUGGGCCAGAUAAUGGAACAGGCUGGACAGUGAGAUGGGCUGGACAAUGGGAUGGGAUGGACAACAGGACAGGCCGGAUAAUAGGGAUGGGCCAGACAAUGUGAUGGACCAGACAAUGGGACGGGCUGGACAAUGUGAUGGACGGACAACGGGACAGGCUGGACAAUGGGACGGGCUGGACAAUGGGAUGGGCUGGAAAAUGGGAUGGGCCAGACAACAGGACAGGCCGGACAACGGGAUGGGCCAGAUAAUAGGGACAGGCUGGACAGUGAGAUGGGCCAGACAAUGGGCCGGACAGACAGCAGGAUGGGCCUGACAGUGGAAUGGGCCAGAGAACAGGACGGACACUCCCCAGGAAGGGAACUGGGAUUCUGCACAAUGCCGGCGGCUCCUGGCCCUGCCGGAAUGGGGGUGCACCCUCGCGGGUUGUGCCUGCAGAGUUGUGGGGUUGGCACCAAAGGUUUUGGGGUCCUGGCAUUGUCACAGGAAUUUGUGGGGUUCCAGCAUUGUCCCAAAAAGUUUUGGGGUAUUGAGGUUGUCCCCAAAAGAGAUCCCAGUGUUGUCCCAAAACGUUUUGGGGUCCCGGCCUUCUCACCAGAAGUUUUGGGGUCGUGGAGUUUUCACCAAAGGUUUUGGGGUCCUGGUGUUGUCUCCAGAAGAGGUCCCAAUGUCAUCCUCAAAUUGUCCCCAAAAUUUUGGGGUCCUGGAAUUGUCCCCAAAAGUUUUGGGGUCCUGGAAGUCCCAAUGUUGUCCUCAAAUUGUCCCUGAAUGUUUUGGAGUCCUGGCAUUGUCCCCAAAGGCUUUGGGGUCCUGGUGUUGUCCCCAAAGACUUUGGGGUCCUGGUGUUGUCCAAAAUGGUUUUAGGGUCCUGGCAUUGUCCCCAAAAGUUUUGGGGUCCUGGUGUUGUCACCAAAGGUUUUGGGGUCCUGACGUUGUCCCCAUAAGUUUUGGGGUCCCGGUGUUGUCUCCAAAAGAGCUCCUAGUGUUGUCCCAAAUAGUUCUGGGGCCCUGGCCUUGUCCCCAGGGUCUUCCCAAAGAUGGAGGGGACACACAAGGAACACAGACCCCCCCCCCCCCCGAGACUGUCGUCCCCGGCUGGCACCAGGAUGAGCCAGGAUUUCGGACUUCAGGAUUUGGGAUUUUGGGAUUCUGGGACCAUACCCGGCCGAUGGAAUCCUCACUCCGCCAUAUAAACUCAUUAAUUAAUGCCAAUUAAAGAUGUUUCCUACAACUCCGGCGGUCUGGAAUGAGCCAACAUUUGGGAUUUUGGGAUUUGGGAUUUCAGUAUUUUGGGAUUUGGAAUUUCAGGAUUUUGGGAUUCCAGGACCAUUCACCGAUUGGAAUCCUCACUCCACCAUAUAAACCCGUUAACUAACACCAAUUAAAGACAUUUCCUACAA
Agelaius phoeniceus (red-winged blackbird) is the source of this 2756-nucleotide messenger RNA. RefSeq names its product nuclear receptor subfamily 2 group F member 6 (gene NR2F6). Gene Ontology annotation, molecular function: DNA-binding transcription factor activity; sequence-specific DNA binding; zinc ion binding. Gene Ontology annotation, biological process: regulation of DNA-templated transcription. The record is from RefSeq and is a predicted model, not a curated record. NCBI's taxonomy places the organism in Eukaryota, Metazoa, Chordata, Aves, Passeriformes, Icteridae.